Molecule: messenger RNA, 4466 nt
Organism: Mytilus californianus (California mussel)
Lineage: Eukaryota; Metazoa; Mollusca; Bivalvia; Mytilida; Mytilidae
Exons: 19
Coding region: 65-2668 (867 amino acids)
Biological process (GO): protein ubiquitination
Cellular component (GO): cytoplasm
Molecular function (GO): ubiquitin-protein transferase activity; metal ion binding
Source: RefSeq, a predicted model, not a curated record
UGGCACUUCAAUACUGACUGCUGCCUCCAAAGAAUUUAUACAGUUAAAAGAACAUGUGAGCCGAAUGGACACUAAAUCUGUUGAACAUACCAACAAUCUAGAUAAUGUUUCAAAGCAGAUUUCCAACUUAUUGUUGAAAACCAGAAGAUUAAAUGUUAUUGUGGAUAAUCUACAGAAUAUGGCUAAAUAUGACGAGAGAAGUAGUAAAUAUUUUUCUAGUGAUAUGUCAACUAAUGAUGAAUAUUGUGAAUGUUCAUUUAAUGUAAAAGAAAACAACGAAUCAUUAGGGAUAGGUAAAAUACCAUGCAGGAAAAAUGGUGAAGCAUCUGAUGAAGAUAAUACCGAUUAUAAAUCAGACAAUGAAUGUUGUAGCGCUGACGCUAAUAUCCAUAACCUUUCGAGCUAUGUGAAUGGCAGGACAGUACGACCACUGACACAUAAUGCUGUUCAAUGUUAUGCAUCAACUAUUAACCCAUACAAACCUCUCGGUGAAAACAGCGAUACACAAUUCUUUAAAAAACUAGGAAGCUAUAGUGAUAACGUUAAAGUUCAAAAUGAUUCCACUAACACAAUCAAAACUUCGAUCUGUAACAGUAGUGAAGAAAUUAUUGUAGACGAAAACAAAAUUGAAGAAGACAACCCAUUACAUACAUUAAAUGAGGAACAGGGUAAUGAAAGUUCGUCUGAGAUUGAAAUUUGUAACAUACCAAAGAUAAAAUCCAUGAUUCGUAAAAAUGACUCUGGCUAUAAAAGUAAAACUCUGAAAACACAAAACGACAAUCGCGUUAGUUUUCAUAAUAGCAAUGAUAGUUUUGGAGAGAAAACAAAGAAAAACGUCUGCUGUAUGGAUUCGAUUGUACCAAAUAUAAAACCGACAGAACACAUCAUACAUGAUGAAAGACCAAUGAUGAAGUCAGCGACAUCAUACAGAUCGGCCAGGCGACCAACAAGAAGAAGACACGAGGAAGAAAUAUAUGAUGAAAGAAUAUUCGAUGGUGAGCAACCCAGAACUAUUAGAGAAUGGUAUCAGUAUACCAAACAAAUAAAAGAAUAUGCCUCAGCAAGAAUAAGAUCAGGAGCCGUAAAACUUGCAAAAUCGCAUAAUGUUAUUUUGGUAUUAGAUAUAUCUGAACAUAUGGCGGGAUAUUUCCAGAAGUUGAAAUCAGCUGCUCUACAGUAUGUUUAUGGAAUUAAGCAAAGUUCGGAAUGUAGCGAUUUGGAAAAUGGCAUUGGAUUAGCAGUAUUUGGCCGUGAAACACGACUUAUACAAGAAGCAACAAGUGAUUAUGAACUAAUCAUAGAAUUGAUAGGACACUUAAGACCGGAUGGAGAUGCACCUGUCAUAGCGGGACUUUUGAUGGGAUAUGCUGGUGUUACUACAUGCUUAUUAGGCUGCUUUGAAGAUAUUGUGUUACAGGCACACAUGAUUGUUUUCACCAAUGGAUCGUCAGAACAAUGUAAACUUGCAAUAGAAAAUGGAGAAAAUUUUAUUUUUGAUUUGAGUAAAUCUCGAGUACCAUCAGACAUUAACGGUGUUAUUGACAAGAUAACUGCUACCACUACAAAGAUUUUUUAUGUACCUAUUGGCGGAAGUCAACACAACAACACUUUGGAACAAGCUGUGAGGAAGACUAAUGGAAAAAUAAUACACGCUAAUGAAAUGCACCGUUUGAUCAGAAUGACUCGAGUUAUGUUAUUGGCAAUACAGAUAGCUUCUGAUAUACGGUAUUCGGAGAAUCAAAGCAGAGACGUUAUAAGGAGGAAAAUAUUAAACCACACUAGCCUUGAUGAUAAACAUGAGGACUGUCUAGAUAUGGUACAAGACUUUACCAAUCCUUUAAAGUUUGAUAAUAGGCGCGGUCUAUAUCUAGAAUUAAGUGGCACCACCCUCACAUUAGGAGAUAGAGUAAGACGAGGACCAGAUUGGACUUACGAUGAUCAAGAUUCAGGUCUUCCAGGAACUGUUGUUGGUCAGGAUCGAGAGGGGUGGAUUGUAGUAGAAUGGGACAAUGGAUUAAUCUAUCCCUAUCCGCAUAAUGAACAGAUGGAUAUACUUCAAAUAAGAAAAGUCAAUGAACCUAGAGUAUUGGUCGAUGAGCUGAUAGCAGUUGGUUGUAGAGUUGUCAGAGGCCAGGAUUGGAAAUAUGGAGAUCAUGACGGGGGUAUAGGAACGGAAGGAACGAUAUUGGGUGAAAAACAAGGAGGAAAAGUAGUGGUAAGAUGGGACAGAAAACAUAUAGGUAUCUAUAAAAUGGGACAAAAUGGACAUUUUGAAGUGAAGUUAAGUGAUAAUUAUUCAAACAACGAUCAUAAAAUAGGGUGCAAGGAAACAGAUAGGUAUGGUCAUAUAGGACAAAGGUUAAGAAAAUCAACAAUCGAAAAAAAUGCUCCAUAUACAAUGAAACCAGACGAAUGCAAUCCAGAAGAUUAUGUUAUUCCUUUAUAUUCCGAAACAUCAGUCAGUGCCAUUUGGGAGCAACAGAAGGGUUCACAAUGGACGAAAUAUCCAUCCGAAAUAAAUGUAAAGAUUGAAAAAGCAUAUCAGAGGAAGAAAACAGGAAAAAUUAUUAUCGAAAUGGACCGUACAACAUAUAUAAUACAUUUUUCGAGAAUGGUACAAGAGAACGCGCAGAAUAAAACGGAAAUGGCAGUUAGAAGGAAAGAUUGAUGCCUUUUUUCAACGGUGACAAUAAAUUACUUUCUAUAUAGAAAAGAUACAUUGAAGAACAGCAGUGGAAUAACAUAGUUUUAAACUACAAUUGUAUUUCAGAUUAAAAAAAUCCCUCUCUAUUAUGUUGGUAUCGAAGGGAAUUAAGCAUUUCAUCAAUGAGUUUUCUAUUUGAGUUUCUUAUUAAAUUUAUGACAAUAAGUCUUCUAACAACAAUGUUGCUUUCCUUCUUAUGACAUUAAUAUUUAAUAAUUCAAAUAAAAGUAGGGAAAUGGGAUUUCUUGGCAAACUCCAAGCCCUUCAUGGUCUCAUUUAAUAUUUCAAUGAGCAACAAACCUGAGGACUUACCUUUUAUAUAUUGGAUGCAUAAACUACAUUAAGCUACUUACAAACAAAGAUACAUUGCCGGCUCAUCUGCAUGUUCCAACAAGAAAUUGUUCGUUAGAUUAGCAUAAACUUUUUCCGCAGUGAAAGAGGGAGUACAGAAAUACUAUGACACUGUUUACUCGCGUAGUGGGAUUUAUGUGGAUGUUUAAGAAAUCAAAAGAACUUCUGGAAAAUUGAAAACCUCGGUCAUUCUCUAAAAUAAAUUCUAUCAAAACCUUCGAUUUUCCACCCUUUACACCACCAUACCACAAAAAAAGUUAAAAACCCUUCGUAAAAAAAUAAUCCACAAUGCUUUCCUCCAUAAAAAUGGUACCAUACACUACAAGUACGCUUUAGUUUUGUGAUAUAAUGCGGCAUAUUUGGUAAAAAAUUAGCCCGAAAAUAAAACAUGCUACAUCGAAGAACAAGUGAUCAAUAUGCUAGAGUUUCUCAUCGACGACCUACUUGUUGACCUUAGAGGAAGUAUUUUCCAGCAGGUUGUCGGCAUUCCUAAGGGAUCCAACUGUGCACCUUUUGUUAUUUUCAUAUGAGUCAGAGUUUCUUCAGACGCUUGUAAAAAAAAGAUAAAAAAAGCUAGAUCAUUUAAUUUUUCUUACAGAUAUAUUGAAGAUAUUUUUUUCGUUGACAAUCCAAACUUUUCUGAUUGGGUCCCAUUUAUAUAUCCCCCUGCAGUAUAGAUUACAGAAACCACAGAUACAGCUUCCUCUUCCUCAUUUUUAGACAUUUACGUCGAAUAUGACAAUAUUGUCAUCUCAGUACCAGCAUAUAUAACACAUGAGACGAUUUCAAUUUUGAGAUUAUAAAUUUUCCUCACCUUAGCAGCAAUAUUCUAACUUCACCCGCGUAUGGAGUAUACAUUUCUCAACUAAUACAGUAUUCAAGAGCUUGCAGCUGCUACUCAGACUUUGUGAAACGUCAUCGACGCCUGAGCAAAAAAUUAAUGAGACAGGGUUUUGUCAAAGAACGUCUCGUCUCGACGAGUCACUUUUCUCAAAACGUUCAUUGGAAAGUACCGAGACAUAAUAGAUAAAUAUUCAGCGUCUACUUCACAAAUGGUCUUGAGUUAAAGAUUCUAUGUACUGAUCUUGUGUAUCUUUUUAUUAACUUUACAGUACUCCCUUUAUUUGUUUUUGUGCUAUUAUUUUUCUUUGGUCCUAUGACUUUUGACGUGACAAGGUAUUUAUGCUUCCCGCUAUCGUGUGUUUGACUUUUAAGCGUUCCUGGUGUAGGUGGGUCCUGUUGUGCUUUUCGGACGCUAAGAGGUUUUUACAGUAUUGUUUCCAUUUUCACCCUGAUCUUAAUAUUUUACUUAAUUUGUACUUUAUAAAGAAAGUUUAUAUUAUAUAUGAUAUGUACUAUCAACUACAAAAACUUUUUAUCGACAUCUUUGCCAAUAUAUUAUCAACUACGA